AGUUCCAAACCCAUUGUUAUGAGCUUCAGAUCCAAGAUUAGGGUUCCAAAGGGUUCAAAAUUCCCUCACCAAAUUCCCCAAAUUCCUUUCUCAAUUUUUCUAUUUUCAAUCCUCAGUAGCUCAAUUAGGUGCUCAAUUUCUUGAUCCUUGAAAUUCCGGUCGCUCCUUGAUAGAGUCUGGUUCUCAGAGGGAGCUCAAAAUUAGGGGCAAAAUGGAGACGCAGAGGAUAAUUGAAUUUCCUCAUCAGAAUAUGGAUAAGCGGCCCAGAAAGAGACCUCGAUUAACUUGGGAUAUGCCUCCUCCUCUUCCUCCUCCCCAGCUGCUCCCAAUAUACUGCGGGCCGGAGUUUGGAAAUGGGCCGAUUCCCAAUUAUACAUAUACGUCUAUGUUUUAUGGGGGAUUGCCUCGGAAUGCCUCCCCUCCGUGGAGGCCUGAUGAUAAAGAUGGUCAUUAUGUGUUUGGCAUUGGAGAUAAUUUAACCCCUCGAUAUAGGAUUCUCAACAAAAUGGGAGAGGGGACUUUUGGGCAAGUGUUGGAGUGUUUGGACAAUGAAAAGAAAGAACUUGUGGCUAUUAAAAUUAUCCGCUCCAUACAUAAGUAUCGUGAAGCUGCUAUGAUUGAAAUUGAUGUCCUACAAAGGCUUGCAAGGCAUGAUAUUGGUGGCACUCGUUGUGUGCAAAUUCGGAAUUGGUUUGACUAUCGUAAUCAUAUUUGUAUUGUAUUUGAGAAGCUUGGACCUAGCUUAUACGAUUUUCUUCGCAAAAACAGCUACCGUUCAUUUCCCAUUGAUCUUGUUCGGGAGCUUGCCAGACAACUUUUGGAGUCUGUAGCAUUUAUGCAUGAUUUACGCCUGAUUCAUACUGAUUUGAAGCCGGAAAAUAUUCUGCUUGUUUCCUCCGACUACAUCAAAGUGCCAGACUAUAGGUUUCUAGCACGGUCAACUAAAGAGGGUUCUUAUUUCAAGAAUCUGCCCAAGUCAAGUGCCAUCAAGCUCAUUGAUUUUGGAAGUACAACAUUUGAACAUCAGGAUCAUAGCUAUGUGGUGUCAACACGCCAUUAUCGUGCACCUGAGGUUAUUUUAGGUCUUGGGUGGAACUAUCCUUGUGAUAUAUGGAGUGUGGGCUGCAUACUUGUUGAACUUUGCUCUGGUGAGGCCCUUUUUCAAACACAUGAGAACUUGGAGCAUCUUGCCAUGAUGGAGAGGGUGUUGGGACCACUGCCGCAGCAUAUGGUGCUCAGAGCUGACCGUCGUGCUGAGAAAUAUUUUAGGAGGGGAGCACGACUCGAUUGGCCUGAUGGGGCCGCAUCUAGGGAAAGCAUGCGAGCAGUAUUCAAAUUACCCAGAUUACCGAACUUAAUAAUGCAACAUGUGGAUCACUCCGCUGGUGAUCUUAUUGAACUACUGCAAGGGCUCCUAAGAUAUGAGCCCACAGAGCGGCUCAAGGCAAGGGAAGCACUAAGACAUCCCUUUUUCACUAGAGAUGUGAGAAGGGGUGGCUAUCCCCUUUAACAACCUUACUCAUCUACAUCCGUCAUGAGCACAAAAGCUUCAGAGCUUAAAUGAGACUUGUGAUUUUUCAACUGUAUGAUUGUUUAUGUAUAGUAAAGCCUCCCAUCUCUCAUUUCUUGUCAUCGGUUUCUUGUUCCUGUCUUGGUUCUAUAUUUUGAUAAAUUGGUGUUUGUUUUGUGAUUUUGAUGACGAAAAUGCUCGACUUAAAGAAUAAAUUCAAACUACAUUGAUGUUCUUCUGCCUGAUUUGCCCUCUAAACCUAACUUAACAUACAUUAGAGCAAUGAGGAGGUAAAUUGGGAUGUGUUUUGUUUGGCUUUAGCUCCGCCAAGUACGGUUCAAGCUCUACAAAACUAUUAGGACUGUCGAAGCAUGGUCAUCAAGCAUUUAAAAAUAAUUUUCCCUCAUCUUUGUUCCCCUAGAUUUAACAUCUCAAACAAGUUAUCUUUGUUCCCCUAGAUUUAACAUCUCAAACAAGUU
Messenger RNA from Fragaria vesca subsp. vesca, 1989 nucleotides. Its product is annotated as serine/threonine-protein kinase AFC1-like. Gene Ontology annotation, molecular function: ATP binding; protein kinase activity. Gene Ontology annotation, biological process: protein phosphorylation. The transcript is spliced from 12 exons. NCBI's taxonomy places the organism in Eukaryota, Viridiplantae, Streptophyta, Magnoliopsida, Rosales, Rosaceae. The coding region runs from base 212 to 1510 and encodes 432 amino acids. The record is from RefSeq and is a predicted model, not a curated record. Gene Ontology annotation, cellular component: nucleus.